Messenger RNA from Trematomus bernacchii (emerald rockcod), 4287 nucleotides. It is a transcript of the gene smc1b, whose product is annotated as structural maintenance of chromosomes 1B. Bases 1 to 3705 code for a protein of 1234 amino acids. The transcript has 25 exons. The record is from RefSeq and is a predicted model, not a curated record. Lineage: Eukaryota; Metazoa; Chordata; Actinopteri; Perciformes; Nototheniidae. Gene Ontology annotation, molecular function: DNA binding; ATP hydrolysis activity; ATP binding. Gene Ontology annotation, cellular component: nucleus; chromosome; cohesin complex. Gene Ontology annotation, biological process: sister chromatid cohesion.
AUGGGCUAUCUCAAACAAAUUGACAUUGAAAACUUCAAGUCAUGGCGAGGGAAGAAAGUAAUCGGUCCUUUUAUGAGAUUUAAUUGUAUAAUCGGGACAAACGGCUCUGGCAAAUCCAACGUGAUGGACGCCAUAAGUUUCGCCCUGGGGGAGCGGGCUGCCUGUCUUCGUGUGAAGCACCUCCGGGACCUGGUCCACGGAGCCCACAUCGGGAGGCCUGUGCCCGGCACCGCCAGGGUCUCCUUGCAGUACUGCGACCAGGAGGACCAGGAGACCGUGUUCUGCAGGAGUAUUUUUGGGGACUCUUCGGAGUAUCGCAUCAAUGGUGUACAUGUCUCUCUGGCCAAAUACUUGGAGGAGCUGCAGAAAAUCGGCAUUGUGACCAAAGCUCGAAACUGUCUGGUGUUCCAGGGGGCAGUGGAGUCCAUCGCUCUGAAGGAUCCAAAGGAGAGGACCAAGAUGUUCGAGGUCAUCAGUCAGUCUAAAGAGUAUGCUGCAGAGUAUGAUCUGAAGAAAGAGGCGCUGAUGAAGGCCAAAGAGGACACUCAGUUUCACUUCAACAAGAAGAAAUCUGCUAUUGUGGAGAGGAAACAGGUGUCGCAGGAAAAAGUAGAGGCCCAGAGGUACCAGGCACUGGUGGACGAGAUUGACGAGAACCGGCUGCAGCUGAGCCUGGCGGAGCUCUUCCACAACGAAAAGGGGGUCCGCGCCUUCAGCGACACCCUGACGGAGAAACAGCAGGUUGCAGCCGCUCAGAGCAACAAACUGAUGAACGCUGAGCAGAAGUUCAAAAGCUUCAAGAAGGAACAUGGACGCCUCAGCAGAGAGCAGCAGCAAGUGGACAAGGAGAUCCGCGUCCAGGAGCACGCCCUGUCCCAGUGUCGAUCCCAGUACAUCAAAGCCAAGGUUAACACCUCCCAUCACAUGAAGAAGGCCGAGGAGCUCUGCGCUGCUCUGAGGAAGAUUCAGAAACUGAUGGUUUUCAAAGAGCAGGAGCUGGCCGAGGGACGGAAGGAGAUCGGUGAGCUGGAGCGCUCCUGGAGGAACUACGAGAAGCAGGUCCAGCAGAAAGGAGCCGCCCUGGGGAGAGACAUCGAGCUGGACGAGAGUCAGGCGGAGCGAUACAAAGAGCUGAAGGAGAUGGCCUGGAAGCAGGGAGCCGUCUGUACGCAGCAGGCGGAGAAGCUGCACUGGGAGGUGAGAGCGGACCGGGAGAAGAUGGCGUUCGACCAGCGCAGGAAGAAGGAAGUGGAGGCUGCCAUCAGGAGCAACCAGACUCAGCUGCAGGAUCUCACACGCAGAGCAGAGAAGCUAGAAGAGUACACCAAGUCCUGCAAGUCGUCCCUGGAAGAGUUUCGUCAGAAGGAGGAGAGUCUGAGCACGGAGCUGCAGCAAGGCCGGCAGCGCAGCGAGGAGGUGAACCAGGAGCUGGGUCAGGUGCUGGAGGAGCUGGGGAACGCCCGCCUGGACAGCCAGGAGAGCCGGAGGACGCUGCAGCGCAAGGAGCUGCUGGAGAAGCUGCGCAGACUCUACCCUGACACUGUGUUUGGCCGUCUGUCUGACCUGUGCAGCCCGACCCAUAAGAAGUACCAGCUGGCCGUCAUCAAGGUGUUUGGACACUUCAUGAAUGCCAUCGUAGUGGCUUCAGAGAAAGUGGCCCGGGACUGCAUCACUUUCAUCAAGGAGGAGCGAGCUGAACGUGAAACCUUCCUGCCCAUCGACUACUUGGAUGUGAUUCCCCUGAGUGAGCGGCUGAGGGAUGUUCCCGGGGCGAAGAUGGUGGUGGAUGUUGUUCGGAUUAACAACGCUACAGGUGCCGCCCAGCUGAGGAAGGUGGUGCAGUUUGUCUGUGGCAACGCGUUGGUGUGUGACACCAUCAAAGAAGCAAAGAGUGUGGCCUUCGACGGGCGGGAGCGCAUCAAGACAGUCGCUCUGGACGGGACGCUGUUUUCAAAAUCAGGCACGAUCUCUGGAGGCUCCAGCGACCUGCGGGCCAAAGCUCGUGUCUGGGACGAGAAGGACAUGCUGCGGCUGAAGGAACGCAAGGACCAGCUGACAGCAGAGAUGCGCGAUUUGAUGAAGCUGAAGCGGAAGGACUCAGACCUGAAGGAGGUCGUUGCUCAGGCUCAGGGCGCUCAGACUCGCCUCAAAUACUCCAAAACUGACCUGGAUAACAUUAGGAAGAAAGACAUCCUUAAAUGCCAAGCGGAGAUUUCUCGUAUGGAGAGUGAGUUAGCAAACCUGGACUGUCAGAUCCAGAUGCAGCAGGAGAGCGUGGAGACAAAGGACGCAGAGAUGGGGAAGAUCAGAAAGCGGGUCGACCAGAUGGAGGACCUGGUGUUUUCUGACUUCUGUGCUGAGAUCGGAGUGGACAACAUCAGACAGUACGAGCAGGAGAACCUGAAACAUCAGACCGAGAUUGACAAUAAACGCCUGGAGUUUGAGAGUCAGUGCACUCGCCUGAACGCACAGCUGGAGUACCAACAAGAACAACUGGGGCAGCAGAAGAAUAAGCUCCACAAAAUGGAGGAAACCAUCGACAAGGAGGAGAGAACCAUGGCCGAGCUGAGGAAGGAGGAGGAGAGGCUGCUGGUUGCGGUGGAGGAGAGUCAGAGCAAAAAUCUGGAGUUGAAGAACCAGCUGCUGGCCAAGAAGAGCCAGAUGGCCGCUGCCAAAGCUGAGCUGGACCUGAACACCCAGAGCCUCCAAGGGAUCAACAAAGAGUUGGUGAAGUUCCAGCGCGAGGUGAUGUCUGCAGAUUCGGCUUUGGAGCACAAACGUUUGUUCAGACACAACAUGCUGCUCGGCUGCAAGAUCCAGGGUCUGCCCAUCGUCCUGCUGUCAGGGAACUUCAACGAGAUCAGCGAGGUGCAGCUGGACACAGAAACUGAAAGCACUUCAACCAUGAACACCUUGAGCAUCUAUGAGAGAGAGGCACAGCUGAUCAUCGACUACUCUGGCCUGGACGAAGAUUUUAGGAGUCUAGAGGCUGAGAAGGAGGUGCAGGCGCACAUUGACAGGCUGAAGGAGUCCAUGUCCUCCAUCGAGGGAGUUCUGCAGCGCACCACCGCCCCCAACCUCAAAGCUCUGGAGAAGAUGAGGGAGGUGAAAGACAAGCUGCAGGGAGUGUCCGAUGCGUUUGAAGCCUGCACCAGAGUGGCCAGAAAGUGCAGUCAGGAGUUUGAGCUGGUGAAAGCAAAGCGCCUGCAGCUCUUCACUCAGUGCUUUGAUCACGUGUCUGUCGUCAUCGAUCAGAUCUAUAAAAGAAUCUGCAGGAACAACAGCGCCCAGGCCAUUCUGAGUGCAGAGACUCCUGAAGAGCCGUACCUCGGCGGCAUCAACUACAACUGCGUGGCUCCGGGGAAACGCUUCAUGUCUAUGGACAACCUGUCGGGUGGAGAGAAGGCUAUCGCUUCCCUCGCCCUGGUGUUCGCUAUCCACAGUUUCCGCCCCGCUCCCUUCUUGAUCUUGGACGAGGUGGAUGCAGCGCUGGACAAUACAAACAUCGGCAAAGUGACGAGUUUCAUCAGAGAGGAGUCCAGAGAGAACUUGCAGAUCAUCGUCAUCUCCCUGAAAGAGGAGUUCUUCUCCAAGUCUGACGCUUUGCAGGGAGUCUACUCAGAUUUUGAUGAAUGCAUGUUCAGCCGCAUUCUGACCCUGGACCUGCAACCCUACCCUCUGGUGGAAGAUGAAAAUGGAAAAUAGGCAGAAAAGUAGAUGAACCUGAAUGAAGCCCUGGCAUUUUUUGUCUCUUACAAUUAUGCUUUCUCGUGUUUAAACAAGUUAUCUUCAAGUUAAAUAUCUUAUAGAUCAAAGGAGGAUUUCUAUGUUCAAUUUUAGCCUGUCUUACUAGGUUGGUUUUACUAAAAAGAUGUUUGUUAGUGAGUCUGUUCUAUGUUAAUGUGAAAUAAUCUUACACAUUUUGUCAAUAACAAAUCUUAAAUGCAGCAUUUCUGCUCUUACGAGUUACAACAUUCAAUUGGUUGAAUUGCAAAAACAGCAGCGUUAAAAUAUUAAUAUUUUCAUGUUUUAAAAAGUGUUGUGGCUGUUUAUAUAUCCAGAAAGUUUCAUAUUAUUCCACUGUUAUUAAUGUUGGCAUGUUAGGCCUUUGUUUUUUAUACGUGUUCAUUUUAAAUGUUUUGUAUUCCAGUUGUGCUUUUAAGCACGGCUUUUGUCCUGUUAAUCUACAGUGUUAAAGAUGAACUUGACUGUAUGUUUUUAUUACAAUGUGGAGGUCUGAAUUGGCCACACAAGAGCACAAUUAAAUUACACAUUAAAAAAAUAUUG